This is a messenger RNA of Annulohypoxylon maeteangense, 2847 nucleotides long. RefSeq lists its product as uncharacterized. NCBI's taxonomy places the organism in Eukaryota, Fungi, Ascomycota, Sordariomycetes, Xylariales, Hypoxylaceae. The record is from RefSeq and is a predicted model, not a curated record. The transcript is spliced from 6 exons. The coding region runs from base 413 to 2401 and encodes 662 amino acids.
GUUAGGCUGGCCCCCAGCAGAGUACGGCCCCUUCGUUACUAACAUCUUACACAGUAACAGAAAGGAUAUUCAAAUUUGACCCUCAAGGAGAUGAUCAUUCGUCUGCCAAGGCGGUACGAGCCCUGAUCGGUGAACGCCGUGCUACACGACGAAUAUCGUCUGCUUUGAUGCUACUCCCAAUUGGCCGGAAUAUUAGCCACAAGUAACUUACUACUGCAUAUGCUGUAUAACGUCAAGACAAAAAUACUCAUGAUAUUUUCAGCUUUUAUUCUCUACCAGACCCUGGUAGAUAAUUGCCAUGCUCCCACAUCCUACUCGUUAAAACUAGUCUAGGAAGUGUCUGUAUCGCCUUUAUUCUAAAUUGUUAGGUAUCCUUCUUCGUACGACGAUUCGAUUUAGUUUGGAUAGUUACAUGGAGCAUCACAGUCCGGCACCGUUAAAUCGGCGUCCAUCUACAGCAUCGACAGCGAGCGGAUGGACCGCAAGGACUCUCGCAGGGAUGGGGUUAAGUACAGAACAUGUAACUUUGGGUGAUACUUUCGUUAAUACGGAGAACGAUGUUCGAAGUAUUCCGUUAGAACUAUCCAAUGUACCCAAGCAGAGAUCCGAAUCAGAGCAGUUAGGACAGGUGCAUCCAACUCAAGAUGGUCAGGCAGCACCAAGCCCCCAGUCUCAGUCAUCCAAGAGCAUCACGCUGGUGAAGAUAUGGUGGCUUGAGAUGGCUUCAUUCUUUCUAGUGAUUGUGAUGAUUGCCGCACUUGUGGGCACAAUCCGACCUUACCAAAAUCAGCCCCUACCUCAAUGGCCAUAUUCUCUCUCUAUCAACACCAUCGUUUCCUUCUACUCUGAAGUAAUGAGAGCAGCAAUGAUUAUGGUAUUAGGUGAAUGCCUCAGUCAGUUGAAAUGGAGUUGGUUCACGAAGCCACGUCCUCUAGACCACAUGGAACAUUAUGACAACGCGUCCCGCGGGCCAUGGGGAUCUGUCAAGCUAUUAUGGGCUAUACGUCUGAGUGCCAUACUCCCAUCCCUUGGUGGAAUCAUGAUGAUUCUAUCGUUGUUACUUGUCCCCCUCACGCAACAGAUUGUCCAAUUCAAUUCAUGUGAAAUCCCAGAUAAGACGCUCAAUGCAUCUAUUCCGAAGACAAACUUCGCCUCAACUGGAACGUCUUUACAUGUAGGAGCAGGACUAAACACUAUCUAUCCCAUCGUACAAGAUACAAUGAACAGUGCGGUAUACGAAAGCGAACUUAAACAGACGCCUUUCACUUGUCCAACCGGAAAUUGUACUUUUGAUGGAGUUUACCACUCAGCGGGGUGGUGUAGUACCUGUGAAGAUAUUUCAGACCAAAUAGAGAUUUCUUCGAAACCUGGGCAAUUAAAUUUCACUUUACCUUCAUCGAAUUUAACCGCGACGGCGGGGAUAAGAACAUUCGUGAUGGCCCAAGGGAAUACAGGUAUACAAUCCAUCCUCGGAUGGAGUGUAAACGGAACGCAGCAAAGAUUAUCGAACACGUCAUGGGGAAUCCGAGGUUACGGGGCAGCAGAAUGCACAAUCGACCCCUGCAUUAGAAGCUAUAACAGUACGGUGAAAGGGGGUAGAUUGACGGAGACACUGUUAUCUACAUCUAAGAAUUGGACUAAAAAUGAGUACUGGCUCAACUCCAUCGACGUCUCAUGUUUAAAAGCUACUGAGAUUCAAGCACUGCACAAUGCUGGUUACGACUUCGACCCUGAGAAAACGGCGUGGCUCCCGUACAAUCUAUCGGUACGAGCUAGCGAAGCGUUCAACCCGUCAGUUAUCAACGCCACGAAUACGACCAUACGCCCAGAAUGCAUAUACCAGACGUAUCGAGGCCAGAUAUUGAGCCUGAAUACUUACCUCAAGACUAUGUUUGCUGGCGAGGUCGCCUUUGCACCCUCAGUGCUAGGCGGCCCAGCAAUUCUCCAGUCGAUCUUCCAAGAAGGCAACGUUACCUAUUCCACCAUCGACGACACGUUUAACCGGGUUGCGCAAGCAUUGACUAUAUACGCGCGCGGGGAAGGUACCAAUAUCACGGGUCUUGUUUAUCAAACCGAAACAUGUGUCAGCGUUCGAUGGGGAUGGUUGACAUACCCCCUUGCUCUAGUACUCGGGACCAUGAUCUUCUUCUUGUGGACUAUAGACCACACAAGGCGGAACGUGGGAAGUCGGCAAGACUACAAGUCUUCGCCUCUCGCAUUGCUAUUUCAUCGUCUAGGAGACGCGGGAAGUGAGGGCCCGGUUUCUAAUAUUGAGAAUAGUGGCGAGUUGCAGAAGAAGGCGAAGGAGAUGAAGGUGGUGUUCCAGAGCACCAAUGAUGUGUGGCGCUUUACUGAGGUUGAACAUGCAUGUACUUCUGGGGUGAAUAAACCAAGUGUUUAACCCAAUGGUAGUUUAGUAUUAACAUCAUUUUAAUUAAGAGAUUCAAUUAGAGCUUACAUAUGCUGAUGAUCAUACUUAUUGUAGAGGGCCCCUUAACAGAAUAGGGGUAUGUAAAAUAUGCGGAUCUAUACCCCCCGCCAAGACUUAAUAGCCAAUUGUCCACUGAAUAUUAGUGGGUAUUAACCGCUAUAACUUGGGAAGCUCAACCGCUGAAGGAAGCCACCACACGACAUGAGAAUAGUUCGAAUUACAUCCUGGAUGGGUUCAACCAAAGACCUGAUGUAUGCACCUAAGUUGCGUCUAUAGCGAGUUCGCGGUAUGGUCUAUGUUUGGAGUUCCGAAAAUUGAGUAGCAUCGUCGAAGCUGCGAGUAAAAACGAGGAAUAUUUUUGAGCUGUUCGGCAGAUUAUCCAUCUACCGCGAUUCGGAACAAUAUUAUUCCAGCUC